GAGGAGGAGGAGGAGGAGAGAAGCUGCCAGAGAGAAAGCUGCUGCCGGAGCGACAGAGCCGGCAGAGCUCCAGCUUGAGCGCGACUCCAGACCUCCACACAGUGAUGCCCUCCCGCUGCAACUGGCCCCAACCCCAGCCGCUGCUCCCACUCCUCUCCCCAGAGACUGCCCCCUAUCUGGGCCAGCAAGACACCCUGCCCUGCGCCGGACCACUUCGGUAGAGCAAGGAGUCCGGAGCGUGACCUGCCUGCCGUUGGCCUUGGACGACGCGUGCCCAUUUCCGUCUCGAGAGCUGGAGCGGGGUAGUGGUGUGCCAUGCGGCGAGCUGAUUACUUCCUCUCGCGAGCUAAUGACCUUCUUGAGCGGGAGAGUGGGCUUCCGGCUACGUGCAGCUGAGACGCACAGAGAUCGGGCCCAGAGAGGGUGACAGCGAACCAGGCUGUGCUCAAAGAGGACUGGGCAGCUGGAAAAGGGCCUGGACAGACGUUGGACUAAACCAGUACCCGGCAACAGGGACGAGGGAAAGAGAGAACGAGAGAGAGCGCGGAACGGAGAGAAACACAGGAGGAGAGGCAGAGGGAAAGGGAGACAGAGGAGGAGAUAUCCCGAGAGAUUGUUUCGACGAUAGACUACAUUAGAGAGGAAAUGAUGGAGGAGCUUCGCUAACAGCAGCUCGCUGACCAAUAUUAUCUCUCGUACACAAACCACACAACAACGCUUUCCGGCCGACCAUCGACCAGAUAAAAAUCUCCAACUUGGAAUACACACACACACACACACACACCACACACACACACACACACACACACACACACACACACACACACACACACACACGAGUGGGGGCUCAGAGGCAAGCUGCCGGCGCUGUCCCCACUUGCUCCUUUAGGACUCCUCGACAGAGACAACAGGACAAAGGGCCAAAGUGCACAAAGCACAAGAAAGGCUUUCAUGUCAUCGACCACGUGGAUGUUACAAUGCACAGACCCUUCCAGAGCGCUGGAGCAGGAGUAGCAGUAUAUCUGUGUGCAUCUUCCAACGAACCUCUGACAGCAAAGGAAUACAGUGUGCUUGCAAUCACCAGGGACAGAUUGCAUUUGUGAGACACUAGCUAUACAAGUACACCAACAAAUCACAGGGCUACUUUUUUCCCCUUCCUAACGAGGACCUUUUUUUGGACUCUUUAUUUUUUUCUUUUGUCUUUUUCUGCUAUACUACGAGCUGGAUGGAGCAAAAAUCCUAGCAGCUCGUCUCAGCUGGCUUGUGUUGCCUGACUAAAAGGGGAUAGCGGUGGCUGAGCCCGAUCUGCCAAAACAGCUCAGACGGGAGUGGAUGGUGACAGCAGGGAGAAGCCUACACGAGCAUGGUGCGUUCUUAUGACAUCCUGUCGGGACGACUCGGGACCUGCUGCUGGCUCACAGGCUCCUGAGGAGAACUCAGUGCAGGGGGGAGGGGAGAAUGCAUACCCCUCCUGUACUGGAAUUCCAAGCCACCAUGAGCGACAUCAACAACAAUAACAACGUGACCGUCCUCGACAGUGCCGACCCUUUGGACAAGGACAUGGAUGCAGCCCUGCCCUACCCCGUCAGCUUCCAGGUGUCCCUGACCGGCUUCCUGAUGCUGGAGAUCGUGCUGGGCCUGAGCAGCAAUCUCACCGUGCUGGUGCUCUACUGCAUGAAGUCCAACCUGGUCAGCUCGGUCAGCAACAUAGUCACCAUGAACCUGCACGUGCUGGACGUGCUGGUGUGCGUGGCUUGCAUCCCGCUCACCAUUGCCGUGGUGCUGCUGCCUCUUCAGGAGGACAACACGGCACUCAUCUGCUGCUUCCACGAGGCCUGCGUGUCGUUCGCCAGCGUUGCCACGGCGGCCAACGUCUUGGCGAUCACCCUGGACAGGUACGACAUCUCAGUGCGGCCGGCGAACCGCGUGCUGACGAUGGGACGAGCUGUGGCCCUGCUGGGCUCCAUCUGGGUGUUGUCCUUCCUCAGUUUCCUGGUGCCGUUCAUGGAAGUGGGCUUCUUCAGCCAGGGCAGAGAUAGGAAGGGGAACCAGACCCUGGAGUAUGAGGACGAGGACGACUUAUGGGCCAACCACUACAACACAGACCUGGGUCUCUACUACCACUUGUUGGCCCAGAUCCCCAUCUUUUUCUUCACGGCGGUCGUCAUGCUGGUGACCUACUACAAGAUCCUGCAGGCGCUCAACAUCCGGAUCGGAACACGCUUCCACACCGCCGCCCCCAAGAAGAAACCACGUAGCAAAGGCAAGAAGGCAGCCGUUUCCAUGACGACGUCUGGGAAUGCGUCCGCAGCCCAGCCCGAGUCCACAGAUGCCUCGCAGAGCAGUGCGGCCGUACGGAACCCACCACUGGCCAUGCGCACCUCUGUGUCGGUCAUCAUCGCCUUGCGGCGCGCCGUCAAGCGCCACCGGGAGAGGCGGGAGCGGCAGCGGAGGGUCUUCCGCAUGUCGCUGCUCAUCAUCUCCACCUUCCUGCUGUGCUGGACGCCCAUCACCGUGCUCAACACGGUCAUUCUGAGUGCCGGCCCGAGCGCCAUGAUGGCCCGACUACGCCUGGGCUUCCUGGUCAUGGCCUAUGGCACCACCAUCUUUCACCCGCUGCUCUAUGCCUUCACCAGGCAGAAGUUCCAGAAGGUGCUCAAGAGCAAGAUGAAGAAGAGGGUGGUAUCGGUGGUGGAGGCAGAGCCAACGCCCAACAACGCGGUCAUCCACAACUCCUGGAUCGACCCCAAACGGAACAAAAAGGUGACCUUUGAGGAGACAGAGGUCAGACAAAAGUGUCUCUCAUCUGAGGACGUAGAGACGUAGUGUGAACCAUCAGACUCAUAUUGAACUCAUGCAAAGGUCAAUGAUACAACGCGCUGAAAAAGGGAAACCACUUAUCCAAAGCAGAUAUGUGUAUUAAAGUGUAUUAUCUGUACAGUUUCACAGCGUGGAGGAAAUAAUUUAAUACUAUUUAUUGUAAUGGUGACUAGAUAUCAUGGACAGUUCAAAGAGUGUACAGACUGCAUGUGCUUUUCGUUAUAGUGGUGAAAUGAAAUGGUGUACAUAUAGGAAUAAUGUAUAGCAGAGUACUUAUACAUUCAUGUACAGACAUAGAAAGAAAGGCCCGUGCUAUUUGUCCUGUUUAUAAUAAAUAAAACCUGAAGCAGGUUGAAAUACA
Alosa sapidissima (American shad) is the source of this 3181-nucleotide messenger RNA. RefSeq names its product G protein-coupled receptor 22a (gene gpr22a). The transcript has 3 exons. Gene Ontology annotation, molecular function: peptide binding; G protein-coupled receptor activity. Gene Ontology annotation, cellular component: membrane. Bases 1459 to 2826 code for a protein of 455 amino acids. The record is from RefSeq and is a predicted model, not a curated record. Lineage: Eukaryota; Metazoa; Chordata; Actinopteri; Clupeiformes; Clupeidae. Gene Ontology annotation, biological process: G protein-coupled receptor signaling pathway.